AUGCAGUUCUCAGCCACCGUUCUCCUGCUUCUCGGCAACGCCGUCCUUGGCCUCGCGAUGCCCGCUCCGGCUAGCAAUGCGGCCGAGGGCCUGGAAAAGCGUUGCAUCGCCACGGGCGACGACUGCACCAACCGAUACACCGAAUGCUGCUCUAGCAUUGAUUCCGAGACCACUCGCUUCUAG
Chaetomium globosum CBS 148.51 is the source of this 183-nucleotide messenger RNA. RefSeq lists its product as uncharacterized. The coding region runs from base 1 to 183 and encodes 60 amino acids. The record is from RefSeq and is a predicted model, not a curated record. Lineage: Eukaryota; Fungi; Ascomycota; Sordariomycetes; Sordariales; Chaetomiaceae. The transcript is spliced from 2 exons.